AUGACGUCUCAUUAUCCUAUGGAAAAAUCGCACUACGAGACGCUCGGUGUUUUGCCUUCAGCACUUCCGCGCGAAAUCAAGCACAGGUACAAAAAGCUGGCGCUGGCACACCACCCUGACAAAGGCGGCGAUGAAGCUCUGUUUAAGCAAAUCAAGGAUGCUGCCGAGUGUUUGUUGGACUCGAAGUCUCGCGCCGAGUAUGAUGAAUUUCUGAAAGCAGCACGCGCAGACUUGUUUGCCGAGCGCGAUCCCCCAGCAGACGCAGAGGAUGAGAAGAUCAGAAGCCAGUCCUCACGAGCGAGAAAGGACUCUGGGACGGGCCGCAACCACUGGUGGUACCACGACAUAUUUUCCAGCAUCGAAGAGAUAUAUCAAGAGUCUUUGAGGGAGGACUUCGAAUUCGGGGCGCGAAGAGCGAAGCCGAAGCCCUUUUCGCAGCCGCCUGGUGCGAAGCGCAGGCCUUCGGUAAGAAGCAGAUUUCGACGGCCCUCCCGUGAGAGUCUAUGGUUUGACAGGGGCCUGAACUGA
Messenger RNA from Verruconis gallopava, 528 nucleotides. RefSeq lists its product as uncharacterized. The coding region runs from base 1 to 528 and encodes 175 amino acids. Lineage: Eukaryota; Fungi; Ascomycota; Dothideomycetes; Venturiales; Sympoventuriaceae. The record is from RefSeq and is a predicted model, not a curated record. The transcript has a single exon. Gene Ontology annotation, cellular component: endoplasmic reticulum membrane. Gene Ontology annotation, biological process: cellular response to misfolded protein. Gene Ontology annotation, molecular function: Hsp70 protein binding.